AUGGCACAACCCCACAUUUUGAUUGUGAGUUAUCCAGCCCAAGGCCACAUUAAUCCGUCCCUUCAAUUAGCCAACAAACUCAUCAAAAUUGGAGUAGAAGUUACCUUCGCCACCAGUCAUUUUGCCCCGCCGGUUGUCCCCAAAGCCUCAUGCAAAGUAUCUAACGACUUCCAUUUUGCAGCCAUUUCAGAUGGUUAUCCUGAUGGAUUCAAACCUCAAGGUCUCGAUGUUGAUCAUGUCAAUGCACUCAAAAAAUACGGCCCAGAAACCCUUCGAAAUGUAAUCCAAGCUAGCGCUGAAACAGGCCGUCCUGUUACCUGCAUUGUCCACACUUUAAUCCUCACAUGGGCUGCAGAGGUGGCGCGUGAAUAUCACAUUCCAUGGACUCUCCUUUGGAUUCAACCAGCCACAGUUCUGGGAAUAACUUACUAUUACUUCAAUGGAUAUGAAGAUGAGAUCAGGAAUUGUUAUGAGCCCUCCUGGUCCAUUCAAAUGCCGGGAGUACCAUUGCUCACAACACUAGAUCUUCCUUCUUUUAUGCUUCCCUCAAGCUCAAGUACACAAAAUGUUGCUCUUUUAAUGGUUAAGGAGCAAAUGAAGAUGAUAGAUGAAGAAGAAAAUCCGUAUGUGCUGGUGAAUACUUUUGAUGCACUUGAGCCUCGUGCUCUCAAAGCGAUUGACAAGUAUAACCUGAUUGGAAUUGGACCGUUGAUUGACUUUCCUUUUUCAGAAGGAAGUGGUGAUGUUAUGCAGGAGGAGGAAUAUUAUAUGGGGUGGUUGGAAUCACAGCCUAGAUCAUCAGUUGUCUAUGUAGCAUUUGGCAGUCUUUUGAUGCCAUCGAAACAUCAGAUGGAGGAGAUUGCAAGAGGGUUAUUGGAGUGUAAAAGGCCGUUUUUGUGGGUGAUAAGAGCAAGGGAUGAUGGAGAAGAAGAGAAGCUGAGUUGCAUUAAGGAAUUAGAACAAAAGGGGUUGAUAGUUCCAUGGAGUUCUCAAAUUGAAGUUUUAAAACAUCCCUCAUUAGGAUGUUUUGUUACGCAUUGUGGAUGGAACUCAACUCUGGAGACUAUCACUUUGGGAGUGCCAGUGGUGGCAUUUCCUCUGUGGGCUGAUCAAGGGACAAAUGCCAAACUAAUUCAAGAUGUGUGGAGGAUUGGAGUGAGGGUGGUCCCAAAUGAAGAUGGCCUUGUUGAGAGUGAUGAGAUCAAAAGGUGCAUAGAAUUGGUCAUGGAUGGUGGAGAAAAUGGGCUAGAAUUUGCUGGGAAUGCCAAGAAGUGGAAAGGUUUGGCUGGGGAAGCAAUGGUGGAAGGUGGAUUAUCAGACACAAAUCUAAAAGCAUUUGCUUUUAAAGAUGUCUGA
Molecule: messenger RNA, 1356 nt
Organism: Coffea arabica (coffee)
Lineage: Eukaryota; Viridiplantae; Streptophyta; Magnoliopsida; Gentianales; Rubiaceae
Product: crocetin glucosyltransferase, chloroplastic-like
Molecular function (GO): quercetin 3-O-glucosyltransferase activity; quercetin 7-O-glucosyltransferase activity
Source: RefSeq, a predicted model, not a curated record